This is a messenger RNA of Zootermopsis nevadensis, 3335 nucleotides long. RefSeq lists its product as uncharacterized. NCBI's taxonomy places the organism in Eukaryota, Metazoa, Arthropoda, Insecta, Blattodea, Termopsidae. Gene Ontology annotation, biological process: positive regulation of transcription by RNA polymerase II; double-strand break repair via homologous recombination. Gene Ontology annotation, cellular component: BRCA1-BARD1 complex; BRCA1-A complex. The record is from RefSeq and is a predicted model, not a curated record. Gene Ontology annotation, molecular function: ubiquitin-protein transferase activity.
UAAGAGGAUCCGAAUGCCGACUGACUCUUCAGCUUCUGUGUCUACUGGUAGUGAAUCAAAUGCGUCAGAUUCAGAAACACAAAAAAUAAAGAAACCACGUCAUGCAUCUCUUAAGAGAGCCUCAGAGGAGGGAAAGAAUAAUGAGGUGCUGCCCAACCAUGAAGCUACAAAUGAUGAAAAUGCUGAUACCUCCAUGGAAGUUAUAGACUUACUGACACCACCUGAAGAAGCUAAUGUUGACCUUACCCCUGAUAUUGAUGACAGAACCAAUAUUGAAGAGAAGUGGCUGGGAGAAAGUAUACCUAAUUCAGAAGAACUAAUGGCAAGAGUGAUGGCAAAUAUUGACGCUGAUCUAGCAGAAACAAGGAAGCGCAAAAUGAAAGAGGGCACUGAUAGUGAUGUGGAAAGGCAGAAAGUGUCACCUACACUUUUUACACCGUCACCAGCUGUUGCUGACUCUGAAGAACUGGGUACCAAGAUGACAUGUGAACUGGUGAUGUGCCAUUCAGAAGUAGAUCCUGGGAAGAAGCCUGUUAAGGAGAGUUUCUUAGGCAAUACAACAGUAGGCAAUGACAGUGAGAGCCUUUGUACGCAGCAAAGGAGUAAAAUCCAGGGUGAUAUUCACAAUCUGGAGUCUGAAAUCAAGGAAUGCAAAGCAGAAUUUCAGAAAGUGAUAGAGAAUAGAUCAGUUGAUAAUAUUUGUCCUGAAACUGUAUGUGGGGACAGUGAAAAUGAGUCAGAGGAUGACUUUGUGGCACCAACACCAAGAAAAGAAGUUACAUCAAACAAGACAUGGGAUGGCAAACCCAAAGAUGAUGCCAGAGCAGAAAGCAAAGAGGUUGCUUGUUUUCAACAAAUAUGCCGAUUGAACCUUACAACUCCAUCUUCAACUGUUAAAAAUUCUGAGAAAACUGUGUUGCAUAAUCAAGAUUCUAAUUACAUUUCACCUACGAGAAGUCCAUCAAUUAUUAAUUCUACUGAUAUUCAGUGUAAAAAAACUGGUACACCUAAGUAUCAAACUGCUGCUCUUAACAGUGAAAUCAAAUCUCACACAACUCCAACAACAUCUAAGCAGUUUGUUCUUCGACUUCCUCAAACAAAUAAUUCCACAACUUCACCAAUGACGAAGGCAGAGAAUGUUGCAUCAUCAGCUGUAGUAUCUAAAUCAUCUGUCCCAGCAAAAGAGUUAACGCCAGGAGAUAUCCCUAAGGAAGUUGUGCCCCAGUCUUCACUCCAAACACUGAGAGUUCAGACACAAGCUUCUACAAAACUUUGCUUUGUAUGUAGUGGUUUGCACACAGGAUUAAUUACCAGAGUGAAAACACUAUCAAAACUGCUGGGAGCAGAGUUCUCAAAUAAAUUUGAGCCACAUACAACACACCUUGUAGUGAAGGCCUCAGAUAACAUGAUGGCAGACAAAACAUUGAAAUACCUCUCGGCAGUAGUCAAGAAGAAAUGGAUUGUAUCCAUUGCUUGGGUAGAUGCUUGUCUUCAAGCAGGGAAGCUAGUACCUGAGGAUGAAUAUGAAAUGCUUGAUUCUUCUGGUGAAAAUGGGCCACACCGAUCCCGUACAUCAUCUGAUCUACUGUACAAAAAUUUUGAGUUUUGCUGCAUUGAACCUUUCACUGAUCUCAACAGAGAACAACUAGAGGAGAUUUUAAAAGAAUGUGGAGCAGAAAUUGUGAGUCAUCCUGAAGAGUUUUCAUUCAAAGCUGGACAAUGUGGUAUGAUUAUUGUCCAGAUGGAUACAGAGAGAGAAGAAGAGUGUAAAGAAUGGUGGGAGCGCUAUGGAGUACUUCCUAUUGGACAUGAAUGGGUGUUAGAAUGCAUUGGCAGAUACCGGAUAAUACCUAUCUGGAACUUCUUAACUUGUCCUGUCAGUGAAGAUCACGUGAGAGCACUAGGGUACCCUGAAGAUGCCCUUGUUAGUGAUGAUGAUGACACUGUAAUGGAAUCACAAGUGUGAGUGGACAGAAGUACAAAGAAACUGUACAUAAACUUACUCACCAGCCCUAUAUUAACUAUAAUUUUUCCCAUAAGAUGUUACAAAAUAAAGUUUUGUUUUUGAACUUGUACAAACUGGAGGUAAGAUUAUCAUGUCAGAUGGUAACCAUGGCUUCUUUUAGAUGUAAACAGAUUACAGAAGACAUCAGUAAAUUCUUUAUUUCAGAUUCUGGAUCUUAAGGUGAAUGUAAGGACAAUAAUUAGAAUAACAAAAAAAUUAUGCAGUCAAAGCAUUUUGUACCAACAGAAAUAAGGCAGUGAAAGUUAAUAUAAUAGAUGAAAGAAAAUAUGUCUGAAAACAGUAAUGGAUGAAGUAACUGCCUGAUGUUUUAUGUUCAUUUUAGAUGAAUAAAAUCCCACAGGGGCAAGUGAGUUUCUUUGUGAGGGACACGGCUGGCAUGUAUCCUGUAAUCUGUCUACUCACAGUUUGAGGGAAGGGUGGAAGAAUCAGACAUAGAACAGGAUACGUUUCAGAUAUAAAUGUGUAUGGAAAAGAACCGAGAAUUUCAGUUUGAUAAUGGUUUCUAUAAAUUACCAGUUAAUGCUAGUGGUUGAGGAUCUUGUUGCUUUACAUUUACUGCAUUCUUCAGCUAAAACAAAUAAGGGUAAAGUGGUCCAUAUUGGAUUCUAGACUUCAAAUCCCAGUAAAGAGAUUCAGUAUUUUCUAUUUGUAUGAUGUUGGGACUUGUCUCUCUAGGGAUACAGAGGUGAGACAUAAAGCUAACCAACAAUCUCCUACUGUCAGAUCAGAGUAUGUUACUUCAUUAUUCCCUAUUAUUCAUUUACUGCAGAUAAGCUGAAGACAUCACCUUGCUAAAAAGUAUUUUAUUUUUGUGGAGAUUAUAUGGAUCUUGUAAUUUUGAAACUUGUACAUAUAGGGAGUGCCACUUAAUGUGGAACCUGCCAUGACAGCAUUAGUGAGCAAACUACCAGGAAAUGAGUUUGGUCACAAUGCAGAACAUAGCUGUUGCAUGCUAGUAGAUGGUUUCCAAGUUAUGUGGGACUCUGUAAAUAGAGAAAGUUUUUAAUUUUUGUAGAGAAUAUACAGUACUUAUGACAUUAUAACUGAAAAAUUUAAUCAUACUGCAACAGUGUGUUUAUUGAAAGAAGUCUCCAACGGGAGAACUUCUGUGAUUAAUUCACUGGUUGUCUUGCAUCCUACUACAGCUGAUGGUAAUGUAAAGACAGAAUACUUUAAAUAGUUUCCAUAGCACUGGGCUAUAGAAAAUGUGAUACGAAAAAGAAUUAACUACUUUAAGCAUAUUUCUGGACAAUCUGAGGAUAACGAAAAAUAAUUGACUGAGGAUUUAACUCUAAAACUUCAAAUAUAC